Molecule: messenger RNA, 1348 nt
Organism: Cajanus cajan (pigeon pea)
Lineage: Eukaryota; Viridiplantae; Streptophyta; Magnoliopsida; Fabales; Fabaceae
Product: nucleic acid binding / zinc ion binding protein
Source: RefSeq, a predicted model, not a curated record
UCUAAACUCUGAAGUCCCGAAUGAAUUCAAAAUUGAAUGUGGAAGGAAAACAGUGUGAUUGAAUAGUGUGAAGAUGGCGAUGGAAGUGGAACUCAAUCAGAAUCAGCAAUUAGGGUUUCCCUUCUGGAAACCGCUUCGUCGCAGGUUCCGACCAGACUCUCCUUUCUUCGCUCCCGGCAACCUCGAACGAGAACUUCUCGCCAAACAGGUUGCUUUGGAAUUAACUGAAGAGAAGCAACAGCUUGAGAAAUGGAUGCAAGAGGAAGAAGGAAGGGAAGUCUUUUGUCCCAUUGUUGGUUGUGGUGCACGCUUGACUUCGAUGGAGGACUUUGAAGAUCACUACAAUGCAAGGCAUACUGCAUCCUGUUCUGUGUGUUCCAGAGUCUAUCCUACGUCCCGUUUGCUCAGCAUACAUGUAUCUGAAGUGCAUGAUUCUUUCUUUCAGGCAAAAGUUGCGCGUGGUUACGAUAUGUAUGAAUGCUUAGUGGAAAGUUGUGGUUUGAAAUUCAAAAGCUACAACCGUAGGCAGCAGCAUCUGGUUGACAAGCAUAAAUUCCCCACCUCAUUUGAGUUUUUCAAGAAGGCUCGGCCUUCAAAGAAACAUAGAUUGAAGUCCCAACGCAAAAAAGCUGUUUGUAAGGAGGAUGCAUCAGGAAUGAUGGAAGUGGAAAAUGCAGCCAUGGAUGACCUUGUUUCAGCAGUCUCUAAAUUGAGCACUUCUGACUCCACUCCUUCGUCUAUCAGCUUUGGCCGUCGCCCCAAAGGCUUGUCAUUUGUCCCUCGAGCUGUUCAGCGUGGGGGUGGAUCAAACUCGGCAGCAUCCAUGUCAAAGAGAUAAUAAGCUUGCACUCAAACUAAUCUGCCUUCUUAAUUGCUAAAUGAUCAAUAUUCCGAUGCUGCUCCAGUAUAAAAUCUGUGGAUGUCUUGUGUUCAAAGUUUGAAGAAGCUGAUUAAGUUGAAGAUAAGAACAGUAGAAUCAUGCUGGAUGAUAUAAUAACGGCAAACAUUAGUAUAAUCUUUGUGUGCUCCCACUUGGGGCUGUAAGUUUGCCUAACACUGGCAAUGUGCGCAUGCAAAUACACCUGGCUUGGGGUGGAGAUUUUGAGCUUCUUUUUGUCUGAUAUUGUUCUGUAACGUCUAACACCAUUACUGAAUAGCCACUUUGUGAUUUGAAUUGAAAGAAAUCACUCUUAAAACCUUGUCAUAUGUUUCUUGCUGCCGCAAAUGAAUAUCUAGCAAGCUUGCAAAAGUUGCACGCAUCCUCUUUGCAGGAUUUGUAAUUUCUACUCCUGUAAACUUUGGAUUUUGGUUUGCAAGUUAUUACAAGUUUGAGACCACUUGAGAAUUU